AUGGGUCGUGGCUGGGUCUUCCAGCAUGACAGCAACCCGAAACCCACUGCCCGGGCAACUAAGGAGUGGCUCAACCCCCGGAGAACUCCGCCAGACCCCCGCCAGACCCCCCAGACCCCCACCCCCGCAGACCCCGCGAGGCCCAGGACCCCCGCCCAGACCCCCCCCGAACUCCGCCAGACCUCCCGCAGCCCCGACCUCCGCCAGACCUCCCCGGCCCGAACCCCAGACCUCCGCCAGACCUCCGCCAGACCCCCGCCAGACCUCCGCCAGACCCCCGCCAGACCCCCGCCAGACCUCCGCCAGACCCCCGCCAGAACCCGGAUGUUCCAGCUCCGAGACAUGCUGCACCGCGACCCAUGCAACAGUGAUCUGGAUCGAUGCAUCACGAUGAAACAGAAACAGAAAAGUCCUGAGAUCCUCCGUGACGGUUCUCGUCCCCGAUUGGUCCGCCGGGUCUCCACCAACAGUCGGGAGCGUUGGCGGCAGCAGAACGUUAACGGAGCGUUCACCGAGCUGCGGAGUCUCAUUCCCACGCACCCCCCCGACAGGAAGCUCAGCAAGAACGAGAUCCUGCGUCUCGCUCUCCGGUACAUCAGCUUCCUGGACCAGGUGCUGACGGACCAGGUGCUGACGAGCAGGUGCUGACGGACCAGGACCGGGCGGCGCCCCGGUGCCGAGCGGGUAGCGUGGACCAGGAAGACGCGUCACAGGGAACGAUGUCGCCAAACUCUAGCUGUGAGAGUUCAGCGGACGGAGACUCGGACUGUGGAGGGCUUCUGCAGUUCCUCCACCUGGCGAGCAGCUACAGCUGAUCAGACGGAUCCAGCAGAGACCGGCAGGACGGGUCCGCCAUAUUGGCUCUGACAGGGGGCACAUCACAGAAACUUCCCCGUCUUUUCCCAAUUUGGUAUUACAGAAGCUUUACUUCAUCCUGUCUUAUCGCAGGGUAGAAAAUCCUAAAAACCGACAUUGGUCUGGCUGGAAGGGAUGCAGAUCCUCGCACAAUCUAGGGUCAUAUAAUAAUAUAAUGUUAAUACUUUCACUAGGGCUGCCACCUCUUAGUCUCCU
Perca fluviatilis (European perch) is the source of this 1071-nucleotide messenger RNA. RefSeq names its product T-cell acute lymphocytic leukemia protein 1-like. The coding region runs from base 1 to 648 and encodes 215 amino acids. The record is from RefSeq and is a predicted model, not a curated record. Gene Ontology annotation, molecular function: protein dimerization activity; RNA polymerase II cis-regulatory region sequence-specific DNA binding; DNA-binding transcription factor activity, RNA polymerase II-specific. Gene Ontology annotation, biological process: regulation of transcription by RNA polymerase II. NCBI's taxonomy places the organism in Eukaryota, Metazoa, Chordata, Actinopteri, Perciformes, Percidae. The transcript has 4 exons.